Messenger RNA from Equus caballus (horse), 4221 nucleotides. It is a transcript of the gene PCSK6, whose product is annotated as proprotein convertase subtilisin/kexin type 6. The record is from RefSeq and is a predicted model, not a curated record. Lineage: Eukaryota; Metazoa; Chordata; Mammalia; Perissodactyla; Equidae. Gene Ontology annotation, cellular component: cell surface; membrane. Gene Ontology annotation, molecular function: serine-type endopeptidase activity. Gene Ontology annotation, biological process: peptide hormone processing.
AUGCCUCCGCGCGCGCCGCCUGCGCCCGGGCCCCGGCCGCCGCCCCGGGCCGCCGCCGCCGCCGCCCCCGCUGCCGCGGACGCGGGGGGCGCCGGCGGGCCAGGACUCCGGCCGCUCGCGCCGCGCCCCUGGCGCUGGCUGCUGCUGCUCGCGCUGCCCGCCGCCUGCUCCGCGCCGCCGCCGCCGCGCCCCGUCUACACCAACCACUGGGCAGUGCAAGUGCUGGGCGGCCCGGCCGCGGCGGCCCGCGUGGCCGCGGCGCAUGGCUACCUCAACUUGGGCCAGAUUGGAAACCUGGAAAAUUACUACCAUUUUUACCAUAGCAAAACCUUUAAAAGGUCAACCGUGAGUAGCAGAGGCCCUCACACCUUCCUCAGAAUGGACCCCCAGGUGAAAUGGCUCCAACAACAAGAAGUUAAACGGAGGGUGAAGAGACAGGUGCGAAGUGACCCUCAGGCCCUUUAUUUCAACGACCCCAUUUGGUCCAACAUGUGGUACAUGCAUUGUGGUGACAAGAACAGUCGCUGCCGCUCGGAAAUGAACGUCCAGGCAGCAUGGAAGAGGGGCUACACGGGAAAAAACGUGGUGGUUACCAUCCUCGAUGAUGGCAUAGAGAGGAAUCACCCCGACCUGGCCCCAAAUUAUGAUUCCUACGCGAGCUAUGAUGUCAACGGAAAUGAUUACGACCCAUCUCCACGAUAUGAUGCCAGCAAUGAAAAUAAACACGGUACUCGUUGUGCAGGAGAAGUGGCCGCUUCAGCCAACAACUCCUACUGCAUCGUGGGCAUAGCAUACAAUGCAAAGAUAGGAGGCAUCCGCAUGCUGGACGGAGAUGUGACAGAUGUGGUCGAGGCGAAGUCUCUGGGCAUCAGGCCCAACUACAUAGACAUUUACAGCGCCAGCUGGGGGCCGGACGACGACGGGAAGACAGUGGACGGGCCUGGCCGACUGGCUAAACAGGCCUUUGAGUAUGGCAUUAAAAAGGGCCGGCAGGGCCUGGGCUCCAUUUUCGUCUGGGCAUCCGGGAACGGUGGGAGAGAGGGGGACUACUGUUCCUGUGACGGCUACACCAACAGCAUCUACACCAUCUCUGUGAGCAGCACCACCGAGAAUGGCUACAAGCCGUGGUACCUCGAGGAGUGUGCGUCCACUCUGGCCACCACCUACAGCAGCGGGGCGUUUUAUGAGCGGAAAAUUGUCACCACGGAUCUGCGUCAGCGCUGCACCGACGGCCACACCGGGACCUCAGUUUCAGCCCCCAUGGUGGCAGGAAUCAUUGCCUUGGCUUUAGAAGCAAACAGCCAGUUAACCUGGAGGGACGUCCAGCACCUGCUGGUGAAGACAUCCAGGCCAGCCCACCUGAAAGCAAAUGACUGGAAAGUCAACGGGGCUGGUCAUAAAGUUAGCCAUCUCUAUGGAUUUGGCUUGGUGGACGCGGAAGCCCUCGUCAUGGAGGCGAAGAAGUGGACGGCUGUGCCCUCGCAGCACGUGUGCGUGGCCACCAUAGACAAGAGGCCCAGGAGCAUCCCUGUGGUGCAGACCCUGCGGACCACCGCCCUGACCACCGCCUGCGCGGACCACUCGGACCAGCGCGUGGGCUACCUGGAGCACGUGGUGGCUCGUAUCUCCAUCUCCCACCCGCGCCGAGGAGACCUCCAGAUCCACCUGAUUUCUCCCUCAGGAACCAAGUCUCAGCUUUUGGCAAAGAGAUUGCUGGAUCAUUCUAACGAAGGGUUUACAAACUGGGAGUUCAUGACGGUGCACUGUUGGGGAGAAAAGGCUGAGGGGGAAUGGACCCUGGAGAUCCAGGACAUACCGUCCCAGGUCCGCAACCCGGAGAAACAAGGGAAGUUGAAGGAAUGGAGCCUCAUCCUAUAUGGCACGGCGGAGCACCCGUACACCACCUUCAGCUCCCAUCAGUCCCGCUCUCGGAUGCUGGAGCUCUCAGCCCUGGAGCUUGAGCCCCCCAAGGCCGCUCUGCUGCCAUCCCAGGCCGAGCUUCCCGAGGAUGAAGAGGACUACACAGCUCCUUCCACCCACGGCUCUCCUAAUAUUUUACAGACUAGUGUGUGCCAUCCGGAGUGUGGAGACAAAGGCUGUGACGGCCCCAACGCAGACCAGUGCUUGAACUGUGUCCACUUCAGCCUGGGGAACGUCAAGACCAGCAGGAAGUGUGUGAGUGCAUGCCCACUGGGCUACUUCGGGGACACAGCAGCAAGACGCUGUCGUAGGUGCCACAAGGGAUGUGAGACCUGCUCCGGCAGGAGCCCAACCCAGUGCCUGUCUUGCCGCCGUGGGUUCUAUCACCAUCAGGAGAUCAACAGCUGUGUGACCCUCUGUCCUGCGGGAUUUUACGCUGAUGAAAGUCAGAAAAAUUGCCUUAAAUGCCACCCAAGCUGUAAAAAGUGCAUUGAUGAACCAGAGAAAUGUACCGUCUGUAAAGAGGGAUUCAGCCUUGCACGGGGCAGCUGCAUUCCAGACUGUGAACCGGGCACCUACUUUGACUCCGAGCUGGUCAGAUGUGGGGAAUGCCAUCACACCUGCCAAACCUGUGUGGGGCCCAGCAGAGAAGAAUGUGUUCACUGUGCAGCAAACUUCCACUUCCAAGACUGGAGAUGCGUGCCAGCCUGUGGCGAGGGCUUCUACCCGGAGGAGAUGCCGGGCUUGCCCCACAAGGUGUGCCGAAGGUGCGACGAGAACUGCUUGAGCUGUGAAGGCUCCAGCAGGAACUGCAGCAGGUGCAAGGCGGGCUUCACGCAGCUGGGGACCUCGUGCAUCACCAACCACACCUGCAGCAACGCUGACGAGACAUUCUGCGAGAUGGUGAAGUCCCAACGGCUCUGUGAACGGAAGCUCUUCAUUCAGUUCUGUUGCCGCACGUGCCUCCUGGCUGGGUAGGGGCACCUGGCUGCCCGCAGCAGGCAGGGUCCCUCGCGUCCAUCCACCUUUCUCCAGACUGUUGGCCAGAACCUGUUUCAGGGGUGGUGCCCUGCAUCUGACAGCUUUAUCUCCCUAGGAGCAAAGUCGUUCUGCAGCAUCUCUGGGCACCCAGACCGAGUGGGUGGUGGGCCUUAAGGAGGUGUUCCUAAAACUGACAGCCUCUCAAACUCUGCUUGCUGGCUACAUUCUUCUGGCAAACUCAAAACGGGAACAAAAUGAAUUCCAGGAAUCCACAGCUCCAGCUUUGGAGCAGCUUCUGGAACCAUAAGUUUACUGAAUCUUCAAGACCAAAGCAGAAAGGCAAGAUGCUUGGCAUAACACAUCACUCUUCUGCCCAUGCUUUUGUGCAGUUCCAUAGUAAAUCUCACCCUAGGGCCCGGCCCACAGAACCCUGGGCCGUCCUCACCAUGAUGAAGGGCCCAGCACGCACCUGCUCAUCGCCUGCCACAGAGCAGUCUCGGGGACGGUUUGGUCAGACUGUAAAUAAAAUAGAUUUGGGGUCAUAAAACGUACAACCACUGGGGAUGGAGCAUCUAUUUCUACAUAGUCAGCUACUUCUGAAACUGCAGCGACAGCUUAGAAAGUCACAUUCCAAACCCGGAUGGAAAGAGCCUGCCUUCUCUGCAGCGCUCUCCUUGAGUGAGCCGAGCGCCCCUGGUCACCGCCGUCUGUCUGUGUCUCUAGGAAUCCCAUGGCCCGAAUGGGCCCCUCUACCUGAUGCAGAGCCUUCUGGUGAGGGUCCCCAGGAGGCGUCCAGGAGCCAGCCAAAGGUGCCCUGAGGGCCAAGCGAUUCCUCUUACCAAAAUGUAAAGCACCCCUGAAUUGUGGGUCAUCUGUCACUUCCCAGUUCCUGAAGUUGCUUUUAAAAUCCGUUCGGCCUCUGCUCGUCAGACUAGUUCCUAAGGUGGAUGUUCCUGUGUCUGUGUGUACUGCAAGCCUAGCGACACAGUUGGAUUUAUUUCUGCCAAACCUGUGUAGGCAUUUUAUAAGCUACAUGUUCUAAUUUUUACCGAUGUUAAUUAUUUUGACAAAUAUUUCAUAUAUUUUCAUUGAAAUGCACAGAUCUGCUUGAUCAAUUCCCUCUAAUAUGGGAGUAACAUUUGCCUUAAAUUUUUCCAAGCUCGUUCUUCUCCAUUUUGUCCUGCUCCCUCUUUGACUAUAAUGCGUUUGCCUUGUCCCCUGGGAGCUGGGGGAACCCAGCUGUUGUUUAUGGAAUCCACAACUCCGAAAAAGAAAUCCACAAUGUUAACCCUAAAUUAAUAAAAGAGUUAACAUCCCAUG